Oncorhynchus nerka (sockeye salmon) is the source of this 3031-nucleotide messenger RNA. RefSeq names its product interleukin-21 receptor. Gene Ontology annotation, molecular function: protein binding; cytokine receptor activity. NCBI's taxonomy places the organism in Eukaryota, Metazoa, Chordata, Actinopteri, Salmoniformes, Salmonidae. The record is from RefSeq and is a predicted model, not a curated record. Gene Ontology annotation, cellular component: external side of plasma membrane. The transcript is spliced from 7 exons. Gene Ontology annotation, biological process: cytokine-mediated signaling pathway. The coding region runs from base 332 to 1267 and encodes 311 amino acids.
UCAUGAAUAUAGCCUUAAAUGUGUAAGUGAUUACCUGUUCACCAUUAACUGUUCCCUGAGCAUCCUGCCAGAGGUUGCUCAUACAGACCAGUCCUCUUACUGGCUGCGCAUUGAGGACCUCUCUUUCGGGACGGUAUUUGAUGGUGGGAAGCUGAAGAAAACCCAUGGCUAUUACUCCUGUUCAUUGGACACUUCCCAUCCAGAUUCUGCUGUUGAUCCAGAUCCUGAUGAGGAGCCCGAUUUUUUUUUUGACACUUCAAGAUUUAAGAUCACUCUCUAUCACAACAGAAGCAAUGGACAUGUAAGCGCCACCUUGCUGGAUAAGGAAUACAUGCCAGUGAAGCAUAUCAAACCCAAUGCACCAUUCAAUCUCACCGUCAGCCGGAUGUCAAGUCAACACCGUGUUACCUGGAUGAGUAGCUAUGAGAAAUAUCUACAAUUUGGCAAUCUUCUGUCUGACAACCUGAAGUACCAACUCUGGUUCUACAGAAGUGGCCACCAAGCCAACGUUAUCGAAGUUCCACACUCAACUAAUAUCUCAGUGAACAAUGAAAAUUUUGAGCCAGACACAGAGUACACUGUAAACGUGAGGUCCAUCCCCAACCAACAACAGUAUCAAGGCCAGUGGAGUGAAUGGGCAACGGAGGUUCGUUGGAGGACUGAUCCCACACAAAAAGUCGGAGAAUUUCCAACAAACACAUUUACUGUCAUCUUAUGUGUGCUGGUUCCAGUACUGCUAAUUCUGUGCUACAUUCCAAUUGUAAGGUUGAAUAAAUCCAUCUUCAUCCCAACUCCAGCACCAUACUUCCAGUCCCUUUACACUGACUGUGAGGGGGACUUCAGGAGCUGGGUUGUGACCCCAGGCUCUGGGGCAGACUUAUUCAAGACAGAGGAAACCUUGCAAAUCGACACCCUGACUGAGACCAUACCGGUCCGGGAUAAUGACCACUCCUCACUGGUGCCCCAUCACAUGAUCCAGGAGGGCCCCAGCAACAACCUGUCUAACCCAGCGUCUGAUGCGCUUUUCCUGGGCAUUGCUUAUGCUGUAUCUCUGGGGUCACCACUCCCGGCACCCAGAGGCCCACUGAAGAGUGUGUCUCUGAGUGAGCCAGAGAGCACCAUCGAAGCAGACUCGGGGUGUUGGCUGCACAGCACCACAUCUCUGGAGCGGGAGAGUGCCUGGUACAGCAACGUGAACAGCAGCAGUGACUACUGCACCCUAUCAGACACUGGGAAUUGUCAGGAUGUUACCCCUAGAGUCUAUUGACGCACCGGUGCGUCAAUCUAAGCAACAUAAUACAAAAUCCUCAUCCAAAUCAGUCAGUUUAAGUUAGAGAUAUGUUUUUUAUAUGGGCUGCGUCUCAAUCCGCCAGAUCCGCCCAUGUCUCCCUUCCACAUCUGCGGUGGAAAUUGGCAGAGCUACAGCGCUGUUAGUCAGACCAGGAGACAUCCCGAAAAUUGGUGACGAAAACAUUGUCUAAAGGUAACCCACACAAAUGAAUGGAAAUAUGAAGGUAGUUUUGUGCCAACAAAAUUAAGGGGUUAAAUAUGUGUAAAAAAACAACAACAUAUAUUAUAUAUAAUGAACAAAAUUAUAAAUGCAACAUAUAAAGUGUUGAUCCGAUGUUUCAUGAGCUGAAAUAAAGGAUCCCAGACAUUUUCCAUACGCACAAAAAGCUUAUUUCUCUCAAAUUUUGUGCACAAAUUUGUUUACAUCCCUGCUAGUGAGCAUUUCUCCUUUGCCAAGAUAAUCCACCUACCUGACAGGUGUGGCAUAUCAAGAAGCUGAUUAAACAGCAUGAUCAUUACACCUUGUGCUUGGGACAAUAAAAGGCCACUCUAACAUCUGCUGUUUUGUCACACAACACAAUUGUUUUGCCACAGAUGCCUCAAGUUUUGAGGGAGCAUGCAAUUGGCAUGCUGGCUGUAGGAAUGUCCACCAGAGCUGUUGCUAGAGAAUUGAAUGUUCAUUUCUCUACCAUAAGCUGCCUCCAAUGUCAUUUUAGAGAAUAUAAUAAAUUAAUAAAUUUAGAAUUUGGCAGCAUGUCCAACCAGCGUUACAAGCACAGACCACGUGUAACCAUGCCAGCUCAGGACCUCCACAUCUGGCUUCUUGACCUGUGGGAUUGUCUGUGACCAGCCACCCAGACAGUUGAUGAAGAGGAGAAUUUCUAUCUUGUUAGGAAAAACUCAUUCUGAUUAGCUGGGCCUGGCUCCCCAGUGGGUGGGCCUGGCUCCCUAGCUGGUGGGCUUAUGCCUUCCCAGGCCCACCCAUGGCUGUGCCCCUGCCCAGUCAUGUGAAAUCCAUAGAUUAGGGCCUAAUUAAUAUAUUUCAAAAGACUCAUUUCCUUCCUCAGUAAAAUCAUUGAAAUUGUUGCAUGUUGUGUUUAUAUUUUUGUUCAGUAUAUAUAUGUAUUUCCUAAGCUUUCUUAUAUCUCCUAGAUAUAGGACAGACACUUCAAAACCCUAUUCCUUAUGAUACCUUUUUUGACUGUCUUUUUAUCCAUUUAUGAAUGUUAUUUGAUGUGUUUCUAUGGGCUGUCGUAGUAAAGGCCAAAUUCAAUAUUUUAACAAAUACAUAAAAAAAGAUAGGACCCUAAAGGGGUCCUAAAAUUCUAAUUCAAAUGGCUAAAUGAUCCAUGGUAUGACCUCACCCCAACAGCACUUUUUUUUGCCCCAGCACGACACAGCUGAUUCAAAUAAUCAAAGCUUCAUGAUGGGACCGAGUUUGGGAAAACCCUGGUCAAGACACUUCUCUAAUUCAAUCAAUGAUGUAUAUAAACCCUGGAUUGCUGAUGCCAUGUAUUGGUCAUUGAGAGGCUUUGAAGCCACCGGUCGGCCAUAUUGCCACUCCCUAAAAAGAGCAGUCCUCCAUAGGAAUUAAUGGAAUUCUACAGUAUUUCAAUUAAAUGUUUCAAGGAAAAUGUUUUAUAUUUUGUUGUAGUGGGGACAGUAACAUCUAAAUAUAUAUAUAUAUAUAUAUAUAUAUACAUACAUACACUGCUCAACAAAAUAAAGGGAACACUAAAAU